Aethalodelphis obliquidens (Pacific white-sided dolphin) is the source of this 6638-nucleotide messenger RNA. RefSeq names its product zinc finger BED-type containing 3 (gene ZBED3). Gene Ontology annotation, molecular function: DNA binding. The transcript is spliced from 3 exons. NCBI's taxonomy places the organism in Eukaryota, Metazoa, Chordata, Mammalia, Artiodactyla, Delphinidae. The record is from RefSeq and is a predicted model, not a curated record. Gene Ontology annotation, biological process: regulation of transcription by RNA polymerase II. The coding region runs from base 2040 to 2681 and encodes 213 amino acids.
CGGGAAGCUGCCUGGGGGCGGCGGAGUGAGCUGGGACCAGCCGGGGGCCUGGCGGGGGAUCGCAGAGCGCCAGCGCCCCGCAGACGCAGGCGCGCAGGCUUGCUAGUGCAUGGGGUGCCGGGCGUGCCCUCCGCGGUGGUGGGAUUACCGUUAUUGUAAAAGAUGCGUUUGGACCCGGGAUUCUGCGUAACGCCCGGUUCAGUUUCUUUAUGCACCUCAUUUUUGCUCCUGCUCUACAGUCUCCCUUCAAAAAAGUUAUUCAGGAAUAUCGAAAGUCAUGUGCUCUCCCUUUAUUAAAGUUGCCUUAUUGCAGUCAGUCCUUUAACAGGGCAAGUGGUUGGCGGCCCUUUCUCUAAUUGAGACUUUCUGAAUGUUUCCCACUUUGGGGAGAAACCGAAUGCAAGCCAGAUGCUCAAACAAAGACCCCGAUCCCCACCGUGCUCAAACAAAGGAAUUUUCUGAUCCUUCAGGAACAUACAGGAGCAGUUUGCUAUAAUCACUUACACUAACUUAAUGCCCGAAGUUUACCAAGCAAAGUUAGUUUUCCCUCCUUGAAAGGAAAAAAAAAAAAAAGUACCUGCUACCAUCCAAACUUCUAAUUAGCUAAGACUACAAAGAUGCGGUGUUUACGAGAAACUGUUGUCGAAAUAGCUUAAUAAAUUGACAUAAUUAGGGUAAUCAUUUUCCGUACUUUUCAUUAAUGUAAUUAUUUAUACACAUUUUUAAGCCAAAAAUAGCUUGAGGCAGCUGACAAUGAAAAGUAUACAACAAUGUAUGCAAAGACCAAGAGCCAAUACCGCGUAAUUCUUAAUUAAAAAAUCUUUGUUACAGAGCUCUUCAAAGUAGGGCAGCUUUAAAUCCCACUAAUUCACAUUAAAUAAUGCAUCUUACACGAUGAAAAUGGAUCAACACCCUUCUUUUUAGGAACACAUGUAUUAAAUAAAAUAAUGUAGGCCUGAAAUAAAGGUCCACUUAGGGAGGAAGCUUCACAAUUUUCAUUAAAAAAAAUACAUUAAUAGAGAGCGUUUCUCAGCCUUUUAGCUAAUGGAAGAAGUAUCUAAAAUUUUGGCUUAUGACAUUUAGAGAACAUCUCUGAUUUACCAGUUCAUUAGCUGUGGGUCCAGUACAUUUUUUACAGCCCAUGUGUAACAUUUUUCCAAGUUUUUUCACACUUAACCCUUUAUUCCCUGAGGUAUCCAUCCUUUACAGUUUGGAAGCAUUUUUACUUCAACUAAGCCUUCAGCCUGGUGACUAUAGACUAAUUUUUCUAACUGUCUAGAUUUGUUUAUAAAUAGAUUAAUAUAUGGCAGUAAAUUAAUAUUUCAACAGAGAUGGACAGGUAACAGAUGAACUGUAGUUUCCUUGAUACCUCAGUUGUCAAGGCUAAUUAUUUGUUUUAAUUAUUAUAUUCUGCUUUGAUUAAAGUUACUGGUGGAUAAAAAUGUUUUUAGUGUUUUCACAUAAGUCUGUGUGGAUUUGACAUUAGGGUGAAUUUCUCACCUAAGAUCCAGCCAGGCUCAAUCUACACAUAUUUGUUUGUAACUCUGCUAGAUUAAUCCAACUAAAGCGAUUAGACUUGACCAUGGAAGGACAAAUAGAGCUUUCUGUGAUUUUCUGAGAACACUGCCUGGUUCUUUGACAUUUAGCCUGCCUGAUAUUUUGUAUGUGCACAAGCACAAGUGUAAAAUAAUAAAACUAACUUUUGUGGGUGGUUUAUAGGAUGAUUCUCAAUGUUAUAAUCAUACAUUGUAUGUAUACACCCAUAUUUACACAAAGUAUUCAUCCAGGUUCUGAUCUCUUCCUUUAUUCUCUAUAUUGGUAUUCAGGGAGAUCACAUUGAGGAAUAUGGGUUUUAAUCUGAUAAGUUAUUAGAAGAAUAAAACUUCUUCAGAGAACAUCAAGUGCAGAGCACUGCUGAUGGUUCUUGAGAACUCAGAAGCCACACUGCAGUGUUUCCACCUGAGAACCUGGGCUGGCUAGAAACCCUGAGGCAAUGAUAGAGACAGCCCACCGCCUGAUUUGAAGGCGCUGCCUAGAGAAUGAGGAGCGACGAGCCGGCCGUGACUAUGGAAGAGACGGGCGGGCCGGACGCGGCUGCAGGCCGCCUGGGGGCGCCGUACUCCGAGGCCUGGGGGUACUUCCACCUGGCGCCGGCGCGCCCCGGCCACGCGUCGGGCCCCUGGGCCACCUGCCGGCUGUGCGGGGAGCAGGUGGGCCGCGGCCCGGGCUGGCACGCGGGCACCGCUGCGCUGUGGAAGCACUUGAGGAGCGCGCACCGGCGGGAGCUGGCGGAGAGCACCGCCCGCCGCUCGCCGCCCGCUGCCCCCGGCCCCGCCGCGGCCGCCGAGGGCGACUGGGCGCGCCUGCUGGAGCAGAUGGGCGCGUUGGCAGUGCGCGGCAGCCUGCGGGAGCGCGAGCUGGCGCGGCGCGAGGCGGCCGUGGAGCAGGGCGAGCGCGCCCUGGAGCGCAGGCGGCGGGCGCUGCAGGAGGAGGAGCGCGCGGCGGCCCAGGCGCGCCGGGAGCUGCAGGCCGAGAGGGAGGCGCUGCAGGCGCGGCUGCGGGAAGUGAGCCGCCGGGAGGGCGCCUUGGCCUUGGGCUCGGCCCUGCUGCACGCUCCGCUCAAAGAGGAACCCGAGGGAGACCCCAGGGACGGCUACGUCAUCACGAAGGUCUUCCUGUAGGUUUUAGCCGCUCCCACCCACCCACCCCCGGCCAGCCCUACUCAAAAAGUGUGGCCCGCGGACCGGCGUCUUCAGCCUCACCUAGGAGCGAGAUCUCAGGUCCGUUGCCGCUCUGCCGAAUCGAAAUCGCCAAAUGUGGGGUCUUGAGAAGCACUUCGGAGGCCAGGCAGAACCAAAAAUCACUCCGUGGUCCUCCGGGGUGCCUGGGAGCGCAAGCUCCAGCGGCCUCCAAUGCUGGUGGCGUUUAGUGGCAUCCGCGCAGGGGGUGGUUUUCCUCUGACUGCCUUUGGAAUGAGAGCUCCAACAGCCCUGUGAACCUAGAUCACCUGGAGCCAUGGCCAUAUUGUGCCUGGUGACUUUGAAAGGACAGGAGCUUCCUUACACACCAAAGACUAUCACACCAGGUGGCUGUACACCAGCCAGGGCAACCCAGGGUAGAGGGUGCAUGGAAAUGAUAAAGCAUUUUUACCCAAAAAAAGUUUUCCUCAUUUCCUAAUGAGUAAAUCAUUGAUGAGUAGUCUUUGCCCAGCGCCAAUUUCUGAACGGGAGUUUCCAAGACUGCUCAUUACCCUGUCAUUUCUAGUGCCUUAGGAAGGCAGUCCUGGAGAAGCCCUCUUUUUGCUCCCCUCCCCAUCUUGCCCGGCAGUACCAAUCACCCUAUCUUACCUCCGCCCUCAUUUUUCCUGUUUCAGAGCCAGUGGCAGCUGUGCUGUUUCCCCACUUAACUGCCUCACACCUGCCGCCUAGUAGCAAGACAUGACCCCAUCCCUCGUUAUUAGGAAGGGAGCUUCUGCCCCCACAUCUUCACAGUCCUCACUCCUGGGCCAAGGGGAAGGCCCCCUCCCAUCUGAGGCCACCUCCUCCUCUCAUGUUUUCAUCCAUUCCUCUUCCACCUUUCCUGGGCCCUUCCUCCACAACGUUACCUCUUUUCCUCUGUCUCAUUCCCUCCCUUUCUUCAGAGUCUUCCUCUUUAGCAAUGCCCCAGUCUUCCUUGGACUGAAAAGAAAGACUCCCCCAGCCUGGAUGCUCCCAACUGAGCACCCCCUAAGCAAGGACUGUCGAGCAGUCCUUGCUGCUUAUAUUUCCUCCCCACUCCUUACUCCUUCACUCGUGGUCAGCUUUUCAGGCUACACUGGACUCUUAAGAAGCCGCUACAGUCUCACAAUGGCUGAAUAUGAUGAUUUAUUUUCAGCCUUCAUUUUGCUUAAUCUCUCCCUUCUUGAAAUUUUUCCUUUGGUAGAUGGAACUUGCUUUUCCUCCAGAGAAUUCCUUUUCCUGAUGUAGACUGAUUUCCAAACAGUUUUUCUUCAGGUCUCUUUUCCUAUUUUUUCUGAGAAUUUGAAAAUGUUCAAGCAUCCAGAAAAAGUUGAAAAGCUAGUACAAUGAAUACCCACAUAUACCCUCCACCUAAACAGUUGUUAACAUUUUUGCCAUAUUUAUUUUUCUUCCCUCCACCCCAAACAUGCAUGGCAUUUCAUCCCUAAAGUAUUUCAGCAUGUUUAUCCCAAUAGCCUCUAAGACAGAUUCCUUAAUUGAAAUUCCCUAACUGUCCCAAGAGUGUCUUUUUCUCUUUUCUAAAAAACAGGGCCCAGUUAAGAUUCACACAUUACUUUUGAUUAUAACCCUAGUCUCUUUUAGUCUAGAACAGCCCCCUUACUAUUUUUUUUCAUGACAUUUACUUUUUAAAAAGUCCCGGCCAUCUUAUGUAUGUCUUAUAGACGUCCUGUAUUCUGGAUUUAUCUGAUUGUUUCCUUAGGCCAAUUUAUGUACCCAAUCUUGGUUCAUGUACCCGUAGAGGUACAAUAAUCACCUCUGUGCCAGCGACUCCUGACUACCUCCAGCCUUUAGUGUUCUUCCGGGUCUGUCCUUCAUGGCCAGUCCCCUGCAGCAUGUCUCCACCUCUACUUGCAUAUCUUGCCACAGGAGAUGGUAGGGGUAAUUCUAUUCAACUCUGCAUCUCCACCCCCCUGACCCAAUAACUAAUAACUACUGGGCUCUUAAAAUGUAUCAGGUACAUUUACAUGUAUUAUCUCACUUUAUUUCCACAGCAGCUCCUUGGGGGGCGGGUAUUAAUACUAUGCCCAUUUUACAGCUAAGGAAACAGAGAGGGGUUAAGUGGCUUGUAUGAGAUUAAAGCUGGUAAGUAGUUGAGUCGGGUUCCAAAUACGGUCUCUACCUGCAGAUGCCAUGCUCCCAGCUGCUGUACUGUCGGCCUUGUUACUCAGUCACCGGAGCUGACACCUGUUUCCUUCCUAACUCCAACUCCAGGUAGCACCAUCAGUGACAUUAACAUGUACUGAGCACUCACCAUGCCAGAGCUGUGCUACAAUGCUUCACAAGAAUAACUGCCUCUGCCUACUAUGCAGCAACCCCAUGAUAUAAUUACUCUUACACCCAUUUUGUAGAGGAGAAGAGACAGGCUCAGGGGAACUAAGUAAUGAAGCGGCAGAGUGGGAUUUGAGCACCAGUCUCACUGAAUCCUAGGCCCCUGAUCUAUUGAGUCUAUUUCUACAAAGUAUCACAGCUGUCUUCCUUCUGAUGCCACCUGCUCAGCUCAGGCCCCAUUUAUCAUUCAUCUGGGAUUCAUCUUCCCAUCCUUGUCUUCCCACACUGUCCCCUACUUGGCCAAAGGAACUGUCCUAAGCUGACAUUGACUGUAUCACAUUUCCUGCUCAAAGGACCCCCAAGAUCACCCAUCAUCUACAAGCUCUAGCUUUGUGGCUUGACGUUCAAGUCUCCUCUACCCCUGUACCAGUCUUAUCUGUCCCUUCCCUUACACAUGCUGUAUGCUUUGGCCAAACUGGACUCCUCGUUCUUCUGACAUGCCCUGGUCUUGGCACCUCUGUGCCUGUUCGCCUUUCCUCCACUUAAAAAAGCCCCUUCAAUUUCUAAGUAUGAAAAAUCCCGCCCAUUUUCUAAGACCUAGCUCAAAUUCGACUGCCUACAUGAAGCUUUCCUGGAUUCCUCAUCAUUCAGAGAUGAUUCUUUACUUCUCUGGACUCUCAGCAUUUUGUAUCUCAAAACCCUUAUAAAGGCCAUCUGGCGUGUGGCUCUGUGGGUUCCUGUCUUACCUCCCUUGCCUGAGCCCUUGGGAGUAAGGAUGGAGUUCACUCAUCCUUCUGCUCCCACAGUGACUUGCCUGUAACAGCUGCUCAAUAAGUAUUUGAGGCAUUGAACUCAAUGUCUUUAAGAUUUUCACAAGUCUUCUCAAAUUAUUAAUAUAAUUAUUCAUUUAUCUUUAAUCCUCUAAGUAGAAUUCCUAACAAAAAAAUAGCCUAAAAGGAAGCAGCAGUAAAUUUUAAAAAGCUGUUUAGUCAAUAAAGAUUUAAUAAGUGUCAGUUAUUGGGCUGUUUGGUUUGAAUCCAAUCACCUAGUAUGUCAUUAUCAGGAACACUUUUCUUAAAAUUAUUUUCUUUACUACACAAUUAAUAAAAAUGCAAUGCCCCACUCUACGAAGAAAAGCUGAAAAAAAUCCCCCAAAGUCCUGUCACCUUAGACUGCUAUUAACAUUUUAAUGUAUUUUAUUCUUUUGUCUCUUGCAAUUUUUGUAUUACUCUAAUAAUAGUAUGAUUUUUCUUUUAAGUAUUGAAAUUUAACUUCUUCAUGUGGAUUUAUAAGUUGGGUUAUAAGAUUUGAAUCUGGACUUUUUGGAAGAAAAAAAAAAAAAACUUCUACAAAUGUCACUCUUCAGUUUCACCAACUGUUAGAACCACUAAAAUAAGCAAAGAUUGACUUUCAGAAUCUUAACCUCUCCUUCAAAAUAGAUGGCUAAUGGGAGCACCAGUAGCCUGUUCAGGGGAUGGGGAAAGCAAUUAGCCUGACUGAUGACUUACCACUGGUUGUGGGAGUUAUACACUUUUUACACUUCUGCAUUGCUAUAACUUUUCUAUAUCAAGCAUAAAUUACCUUUAUAAUUAAAAAUAAAGUUACUUACCUCUUGCAAAUGGAAAAUCCUUA